Thrips palmi is the source of this 1164-nucleotide messenger RNA. RefSeq lists its product as uncharacterized. The transcript has 8 exons. The record is from RefSeq and is a predicted model, not a curated record. Lineage: Eukaryota; Metazoa; Arthropoda; Insecta; Thysanoptera; Thripidae. Bases 100 to 1164 code for a protein of 354 amino acids.
AGAGAGAAGUGCCGGGUCGUGCGCUGCGUUCGUGCGUGCGUGCGUGCGUGUGGUGCGAGCGUGGUCGUGCGUGUGCGAGCGUGAUGUGAGGCUCACGCCAUGAGGCUGAGCGUGUGCAGUGGGUGGCAGUGCGUGCCCCCGAACGUCCCCGACCAUGAGGACUACCUAGCGAACCCUUCGGACCCUUCGGACCCUGUGGACCCUGUGGACUCUGCGGACCCUUCGCUCGUGACCCCUUUCAACCCUUCGCUCCGCAGGACUAUCGCUGACAGGAGACUCUGCCGGACCGCCCCGCGGACGCAUAUUGCAGCUGCCCUGGGGCUGGCCAUGCUCCUGGCGUGCUCCUUGGCGUCGCGGCCCACGCAGGCCCGCGCCCCGUGGCAGAACCCGUGCGGCACCUCCGUCGCCCUGGCCCCCAUGGCCUCCCCCGCGCGGCAGCCCCGCCCCAACCGGACGAACAACGCGGCCAACGCGGCCAGGACGCAGGAUUUCGACUGGACCUCGCCCUCCAUGGACGGCGGCAAGAGCUGGAGCCUGCGCAACGUGCGGAAGCUGAUCCGCAUCGCCAAGGACCACCUGCGGCACCGCAAGAAGCACAUCCACCAGGUGUACGCGUCCGUCAAGGUACUCACCAACAAGUACUCCUUCGACUGGCUGCCGCAGGAGCAGAUCCCGUGGUACCGAUCCGAGAUCACCUGCCUGGACCGCGACACGCAGGCCGCCCUGGUGCUGCCCGUGCUGCGCUCCGCGCUGCAGAACUUCUCGGCCACGUUCGUGGAGCUGCAGAAGGCCAGGCGGUGGACCAUCGACAGCCAGGGGAACCGCUCCCUCAUCAUCGGCGAGCUGGCCAACCACGUCGAGAGGAUGCUGUGCGAGGUGGAGACCGCCAUGCAGGACAGGUCGCUGACGCUGCCCGUGACCGGGCUGCCCCCGGACGGGCUGGCGGGCGUGGAGCCGUCGCGGCUGAACCCCGACCCGGACGAGACGAGCGCGCUCAUCCAGGACUGGGGCGUGGUGUCCGCCUACACCAACGCGCUGCACGGCUGGGCGCUCAUCCUGCGCGAGCUGGGCCACGCCCCCAAGAUUGAGUAUUGGUGUAGAAUUCUUACCUCAGCUGAUUUUAUGUCGUUGUCAACUGAGCAAUGUCAAAACUGUGAUUUCUAG